This is a messenger RNA of Entrophospora sp. SA101, 885 nucleotides long. Lineage: Eukaryota; Fungi; Glomeromycota; Glomeromycetes; Entrophosporales; Entrophosporaceae. The record is from the annotation of a GenBank genome assembly.
AUGGCUCCUGUUAAUGUUAGUGGCGACGAUGUCAUCAUAACUGUUGUUGUCAAUGUAGUAGCUAUUAUUCAUAAUUUGAUUGACAUUCAAACUUUUUCAUCAAAAAUAGUUCAGAGUGCAUAUUUAACAUGCUCUUUAGAGGCAUUACAAAUAAAAGAAAAUGAAUUUGUUAUUAUUGAUCUAGCGGAAGAGGGCAUUACUUUUAGUGUAUCAAGCAUUUAUAAUACUCAAGCAACAGUGUUUUGGAAUUCUAAUAUAUUUGAAAGCUAUGAUUAUAACAACACUGUUUCUGGCCGAAUCCGACUCAAAGUUCAUUUAGAUUCUUUAGUUUCUGUUUUAAAAACUUUUAAUAUUACACUUAUACAUGAAAGUAGUAGUGCUCAUUGGUCGAUUUCAUAUGAUGUUGUUGAUGGCAGCCUUAUGAUCAAAACGAAUUUUUUCGGAGGUGCAAGAAAAGAGUCUAGGCUGACUACUACUUUAAUUGAUGAUGAAAACAACGAAUUUAAUUUGUUAAAUGAUCAAUAUGUAAAUCAAAAUACACUUUAUGAAAUUAAGAUCAAGUCAACCUAUUUGAAAAGUUGCUUAUUAAACAUCGGAGUUAUGAAAACUUUCAGUGUUGAAAUAAAAUGUGAAGCAUCAAGAUCUAAUGACUGUGACAGUGACAAUGAAAACAGACAUUUUUUAUUAUUUUCAGCAAUUGAUGUUUAUGGAAGAAAAGAAUGCAAAAUUCCAAUUGCAUGUCCUCUAAAUCAUCAGGGACUAACACCAUCAUUUAGAGAAAUAAAUGCAGAAAUAAUUAUUAAAGAAAAUGGAAUGAUGUUGAUCAAGAUUCCUAUAAAUAAAAAUUUAAAUAUUGAAUACAUAUAUUCUCUUUUAAAAUUCUGA